Mauremys reevesii (Reeves's turtle) is the source of this 669-nucleotide messenger RNA. It is a transcript of the gene RPL24, whose product is annotated as ribosomal protein L24. Gene Ontology annotation, molecular function: structural constituent of ribosome; mRNA binding. NCBI's taxonomy places the organism in Eukaryota, Metazoa, Chordata, Testudines, Geoemydidae. The coding region runs from base 146 to 619 and encodes 157 amino acids. The record is from RefSeq and is a predicted model, not a curated record. Gene Ontology annotation, biological process: cytoplasmic translation. The transcript has 6 exons. Gene Ontology annotation, cellular component: cytosolic large ribosomal subunit.
UCGGAGUGAAACCGGGUCGCUUCCUCCCGUGACGCACUGCGCGGCACGCGCGUCCCAGCGUGCUCUGCGCCGGGUAUAGAAGGCAGUUUCCCAUGAUCCUCUCGUUCUCUCGCCCUCUGGACUCCUCGGAGCUGCCGGCGCCAUCAUGAAGGUCGAGCUGUGCAGCUUCAGCGGCUACAAGAUCUACCCGGGUCACGGCCGCCGCUACGCCCGCACGGACGGCAAGGUUUUCCAGUUUUUGAAUGCAAAAUGCGAGUCUGCAUUUCUUUCCAAGAGAAACCCCCGUCAGAUCAACUGGACUGUUCUGUACAGGCGCAAACACAAGAAAGGGCAGUCUGAAGAAAUACAAAAGAAGCGCACACGCCGUGCAGUCAAGUUCCAGAGGGCUAUCACUGGUGCAUCUUUGGCUGAAAUAAUGGCCAAGAGAAAUCAGAAGCCUGAAGUGCGAAAGGCCCAGCGGGAACAAGCCAUUAGGGCUGCCAAAGAAGCAAAGAAGGCUAAGCAGGCAACUAAGAAGUCUACACCCUCUACAACAAAGGCUCCCACAAAGGCUGCACCUAAACAAAAGAUUAUGAAGCCAGUGAAAGUUUCUGCUCCUCGUGUUGGUGGAAAGCGCUAACUUGUCAAACAGUAGUUGGUUGCAUUAAAUAAACAUCUGACUGACUUUCA